Messenger RNA from Colletotrichum spaethianum, 675 nucleotides. RefSeq lists its product as uncharacterized. The record is from RefSeq and is a predicted model, not a curated record. The transcript has a single exon. Lineage: Eukaryota; Fungi; Ascomycota; Sordariomycetes; Glomerellales; Glomerellaceae. Bases 1 to 675 code for a protein of 224 amino acids.
AUGUCGCUCUCCCAACCGACGCCCCCCCUCCUCCUGACGAAACGCCUGACGGCCUUCCUCGCCUCCAACCUCAACGCCCACCUGCACACGGCCCUCCUCGCGACCCCCUCCGGCCGCCUCCUCGCCCACGCCUCGCCGGACCCCGUAUCCCUCCUGCGCACGCAGUCCACCGUCGCCUCCUCCCUCUUCGCCCUGCACGCCUCCACGGCCCCCGACAUCCCCGACGCGCUGCCAAACUCGUCGUCGUCGUCCCCGCCGCCGCCCCUGGCCUCCGCGGCAGAAGGCGCCGGCAAGCCGCUGACCAUCACGGUCCAGCUCGCCGCCGGCGUCGUCGUCAUCCGCCGCCUCAAGUGCGGCCUGCUCUUCGUCUGCAUCGGGCCCCUCGCCGAGACACUGGACUCCCACGCCCCCGAGCCGCACCACCACCACCACCACCACCACCACCCCAACGGCGGCUCCGGCGGCGCGACCCCGUCCCAGAUGCCCGCCUCCCCCUCCGAGGCCGACAGCGUCCUCAGCGUCGGCGCGCAGACGACGGCGAGCCUCGCGAGCGUCGGCAGCGUCAACACGGCCGGCGUCGUCGUCCUGCGCCGCCACGCCGAGGACCUGGCGCGCUGGCUCGACGACAAGCUCGGCAGCCUGCGCGUCCCGGAGGAGGGCGUCGGCGUCGAAUAG